AUGGCGGUUGCUAUCUUACGUUUGCCCCUUUUCUGCAUCUCCUUCGGUUCACCGGUGGACACACGGUACGGUUUGGUGCACGGGGAUGAAAAACAUUGGCUGUGUUACGACGCGAAGGAGCAUGGACGCUACUUGGCCCAGGUCGGCAUCACUAGACAUGGUCGCAUGGACAACACCAUUCAGAUCAGAGUUGAGACGAUUGAUGGUUCAGCGACGUCAGAAGCAGACUUCAUGCCCAUCAACCAGAUCCUGACGUUUCAGCCAAAUGAACUUGAGAAGGAGGUGGAGGUGGAAAUAAUCAAUGACGAUCAAUGGGAGCCGGAUGAAGAAUUUUUCUUGAAGUUGUCCUUGCUGCCGUUGGACGAGUACCCACAUUCGCAUGAUGGUCUCGUCUUGGGAAAGCUGUCCAUCAUGGAAAUCACCAUCUUGAAUGACGAU
This is a messenger RNA of Notodromas monacha, 438 nucleotides long. NCBI's taxonomy places the organism in Eukaryota, Metazoa, Arthropoda, Ostracoda, Podocopida, Cyprididae. The record is from the annotation of a GenBank genome assembly.